Molecule: messenger RNA, 327 nt
Organism: Recurvomyces mirabilis
Lineage: Eukaryota; Fungi; Ascomycota; Dothideomycetes; Mycosphaerellales; Teratosphaeriaceae
Exons: 3
Coding region: 1-327 (108 amino acids)
Source: RefSeq, a predicted model, not a curated record
AUGUCUGCCUUCAAGUCCCUCGCCAUCAUUGCCCUCGCGGCCUUCGCCACCGCCAUGCCCACGGCCGUCACCACCGGCAACAAUGGCGGAAAAGGCUGCACCGGCACCCAGGCUGCGCAGACCUGCAACGCCAACCAGCAGCUCAACUGCUGCCAGGACGGGCUUCUAGGCCUGGACUGCCUCCUCAUCGACCUCCUCGAUCUGCCUCUCACUGAUACCUGCACCACGGGUACCGUGAACUGCUGCUCCGGCGGCGGUGACACUGGCCUCAUCGUCCUCGACCUCUCCUGCUCCGUGGUCAACCUCGACCUCCUCGGCGGCUUGUAG